Molecule: messenger RNA, 1291 nt
Organism: Castor canadensis (American beaver)
Lineage: Eukaryota; Metazoa; Chordata; Mammalia; Rodentia; Castoridae
Gene: Amdhd1
Product: amidohydrolase domain containing 1
Cellular component (GO): cytoplasm
Molecular function (GO): imidazolonepropionase activity
Source: RefSeq, a predicted model, not a curated record
AUGGCCGGCGGCCACCGCCUCCUGCUGGAGAACGCGCGGCAAGUGGUGCUGGUGUGCGCCCGCGGCGAGCGCUUCCUGGCCGGGGACGCGCUGCGCGGCCUGGCGGUGCUGGAGAGCGCCAGCCUGGUGGUCGGCGCCGAUGGGUUUAUAAAAGCUAUCGGUCCUGCUGAUGUUAUCCAAAGGCAAUUUUCUGAAGAAACUUUUGAAGAAAGAAUUGAUUGCUCUGGGAAAUGUAUCCUACCAGGUCUGGUGGAUGCACACACACAUCCGGUCUGGGCUGGUGAAAGAGUUCAUGAGUUUGCAAUGAAGUUGGCAGGUGCCACGUACAUGGAGAUCCACCAGGCUGGAGGAGGGAUCAACUUCACGGUGGAGCGCACCCGCCAGGCCUCCGAGGAGGAGCUGUUCUGCAGCUUCCGACAGCGGCUGGAGUGCAUGAUGAGGGCGGGCACCACGUUGGUGGAGUGCAAGAGCGGAUACGGCCUUGACCUGGACACCGAGCUCAAGAUGCUGCGCGUGCUGGAGCGCGCCCGGCGGGAGCUGCACGUGGACAUCUCGGUCACCUACUGUGGGGCCCACUCAGUGCCCAAAGGAAAAACUGCCACUGAAGCAGCGGAUGACAUCAUCACUAACCACCUCCCAAAGCUGAAGGAACUUGGCAGACAGGGGGAACUACACGUUGACAAUAUAGACGUGUUCUGUGAGAAGGGGGUCUUUGAUCUGGAUUCCACCAGAAGGAUUCUUCAAAGUGGAAAGGAGAUGGGACUGCAGAUUAACUUCCAUGGGGAUGAGCUCCACCCAAUGAAGGCUGCCGAGCUUGGGGCAGAACUAGGAGCCCGGGCAAUUAGCCAUCUGGAGGAAGUGAGUGAUGAGGGCAUUGCUGCCAUGGCAACAGCUGGGUGCUCCGCCAUCCUUCUGCCCACCACAGCCUACAUGCUGAGACUGAAGCAGCCUCGAGCCAGGAAGAUGCUAGAUGAAGGUGUGAUUGUUGCCCUGGGCAGUGAUUUCAACCCCAAUGCAUAUUGCCUUUCAAUGCCAAUGGUCAUGCAUCUGGCCUGUGUGAACAUGAGGAUGUGCAUGGCUGAGGCCUUGGCGGCUGCCACCAUCAAUGCGGCCUAUGCGCUGGGAAAAUCUCACACCCACGGGUCUUUGGAAGUUGGCAAGCAGGGCGAUCUCAUUAUCAUCAGUGCAUCCAGAUGGGAGCAUUUGAUUUAUCAAUUUGGAGGCCAUCAUGAAUUAAUUGAAUAUGUCAUAGCUAAAGGAAAAGUCAUCUAUAAAAAGUGAUAGAUCUGGA